AUGGCUAAGAAGUUCGAGAUGAGCAUGAUGUGUGAACUAACUUUCUUUUUGGGAUUGAAUGUUAAAAAAAUAAUUGGUGGAGUUUUUGUUUGUCAAGCUAAAUAUAUUGCAGAUAUGCUGAAGAAGUAUGGUUUCUAUGAUUGUAAGCCGACAAAGACUUUGAUGUCCUCAUCAACGUCUAUUGGCGUUGAUCCAAAUGGCGCUGAUGUGAAUACAACUCUAUUUCGAGGAAUGAUAGGCUCUAUGCUAUAUCAUACUGUCAGUCGCCCUGACAUUAUGUUUGCUACUAUAUUGUGUGCUCAUUAUCAAGCAGAUCCUAAGAAAGCUCAUCUUUUCGCUGUGAAAAGGAUCUUUCGUUACUUAAAGUAUACACCUAAUCUUAGGUUAUGGUAUCCUCAUGAUUCUGAGUUCAAGUUAAUGGGAUACACUGACUCCGAUCAUGGUGGAUGUGGAAUUGAUCGCAAAAUCACUUCAGGAGGAGCUCAAAUGCUUGGAGAUAUAUUCGUAAGCUGGUCCAGCAAAAAUCAGACAUCAGUGGAUUGUUCUACUGCUGAAGCUGGAUAUGUAGCCGUUGGAAGGGAAGAUAUCAUGGAAAAUGGAAGUACAUUUAUGUCCAUUCAAUUCAAAAGAUUUGAUGGAUCAAGUCUUUAUCAUGCUUCUGAAAAAGAUGCAAAAAUGUCUACUCCAAACGAUGCUUUUGGUUCCUCCUCUAACAACAACAAUAACAAAUUUUUGUUGCUUAACAUCUGCUUGAGGGUGACAUUAGAUGGCACCAAUUACAACGAUUGGAUGCGCAACAUAAAGAUGGCUCUUCGCUUUGAAGACAAGGAAUACGUCCUAGAAAAGGAACUCCUUGAAAUAGAUGAAACAAAAUCUACUUUUGAAGAACGAGCUGAGUAUAAGAAGCACUACAAUGAUGCAACAAAAGUUGCUUGCACCAUGGUGGUAAUUAUGACUCCUGAGCUACAAUGGUUCUAUGAGGAUUACUGA
This is a messenger RNA of Lactuca sativa (garden lettuce), 990 nucleotides long. NCBI's taxonomy places the organism in Eukaryota, Viridiplantae, Streptophyta, Magnoliopsida, Asterales, Asteraceae. The record is from RefSeq and is a predicted model, not a curated record.